AUGACCUGUAGAGCUCGUAAAGUCAAAUGCGGCGAGGAAAAACCAGUCUGUACCCACUGCACCCGUCUCCGAUUGCGCUGCAAAUACACACCAGCCAUUGUUGGGUCCUCGCUGCGACGGCGCGAUGAGAGACCGACCGUUUCCUCCGCCUCAGGCACCACUUCCCAGCGACCAGAUGCCAAUUUCUUCAACACGGUUCUGCGGUUUGACGAGCAGCAACUCCUUCCAGAGACAUCGUUUCCAUCCCUCGUGAAUGGGAAUGCUGGCCAGUCGUCGUCAUCCGACUUGCCGGAUUCCUUUGACAUGCUCGGCUUGAUCGGAGCGAUCACGUCCGAAUUGCAGCAAAAGCAUUUCGAUCUGUCCAAUGGACGGUCGGAUUUUAUGACCCUCGCUGCGUUUCCAUCGCUGACUGAUGGAUCUGAUGCUGGUCCCAGUCAGCGACAGGCGAUGUCGAAUGUUGGUGGACCUUCGUCGACGGGCGACGCUUCUGCUGUCAGCAGCGUCCACAGGGAUGCCGGUGCAGGGCCGUCGAUAGUUGCCAUAUGGCCAGAAAGCAGGACCGCAUACGAAGAGCAACUAUUGCUGCAUUUUACAUCUAUAGAUGAGCCUCCGGUAAUAUUUAGUCCGUGCCGAAUGGAGUGGAAGUACAUGAAACAGGCCAUGGUGGCCCUGUUAUCAGAAUCUGGGUCAUUACUGAAUGCCAUCUACUGCUUUUCUGACAUACACAAAGCCAUCGCAGAUGGAAAUCGGUGGGAGGCAGCACAUAUGUACUAUCAACUGGCGAGCUCGGAAAUUCAGUCAUGCGUUCUCGGUGAUGUGACCACCCCCAUGCUGAAAAAGAUCUUCUCUGCUAUGUUGCUACUCAUGCUAUCAGAGCUGCUGUCCUACCCAGAGCUCUGCCGGCUGGGGACAUCCCAUCUCCACUCGGCGUAUCUGUUGCUCGAUCGAUUUUACAAACAAACCCAGUCUUGGACGGGGCUCUCCCGUCUGGUAAUCUCUUGGGUUGCUCUUCUCGACGUGAAAUCCCUGGUGGCUGGUCGGGAAGGUGAUCCGUUGGUGGAACUCGGCAACGUGUCCGAGUCUGUGAUCAGACAUUUGGAGGGUGAUGUAUCGCAAUCCGAGAGACCAGCUAGGGCGUCUGUAAAUGGAAACAAUUUCGAUGAUUGCUUUUCCAGCCCCAGCUUUCUGGUGUACGAUGCCAUUGUUGGGCCCGUGUUUAGAUUCCACAGUCUAACGCAGCAGGUUAUCCGGCGCAUUGUGGACAUGGACCUCCACCAUCGGAGUCGUGGUACGUUGAACGACGAAUUCGAAGUCCUCCAGAUUGCACAUAAAGUCGGCGCGGAUUUGGAGAUGCUAUGGAACUUCCGGCCCCCGGUGAUAGAUGUCUACAAUCGCCCCGACGAGUUGCUAGACACUCUAAACCCAUCACUUGCAGUCGAGGUCUGUGGAACAUUUCGACAGUACGUGGCAAAUUUCUUGGCCAUAUUCAUAUACUUGCAUCGCGUGGCAUUUGCUAUCUAUCCGCGAACGGAUCGUGUCAACGGCGCUGUCCGUAAGAUCAUUCAGCUGGCCACCAUAGAUUCUAAGGAUGGUCGGCCCAUAGCCUCUGGAUUUCUCUGGCCGUUGUUUAUUGCAGGUCUGGAAGCCUCACUUGAGCAAAGGCAAUGGAUAAUGCGGGAGAUUCGCCAGAUGGUGGACCAGGACUGUGCAAUUCUACGACAUCCCAAUGCGGAGAAACUGCUUCUGCUGCUGGACGAGAUGACCAAGCGGCAAGACGCAACGCGUACAUGGGCUGACUCUAAAUGCGUCAGGAGGGAGCUAUUUCCUGAUUUCUUCGUUAUGAUAUGA
Monascus purpureus is the source of this 1848-nucleotide messenger RNA. The record is from the annotation of a GenBank genome assembly. Lineage: Eukaryota; Fungi; Ascomycota; Eurotiomycetes; Eurotiales; Aspergillaceae.